Meleagris gallopavo (turkey) is the source of this 2095-nucleotide messenger RNA. The record is from RefSeq and is a predicted model, not a curated record. Lineage: Eukaryota; Metazoa; Chordata; Aves; Galliformes; Phasianidae.
AUGGACAAUGGGAUCAAGUGCACUCUCAGGAAAUUUGCAGAUAACACCAAGCUGAAUGGUGCAGUUGACAUGCUAGAGGAAAGGGAUACCAUCCAGAGGGAUCUGGAUGAGCUUGUGAGCCUUGUGGUUGACCUGAAGGAGGAGGUGGAGAGGCUGAGGACCAUAAAGGAAUGUGAGAGGGAGAUUGAUUGGUGGUGCCAGUCCCUAUCAGCCCCGAGAUCUUGGCAUACAACUGAGGCUCCACAUGGAGCACGUCACCCUCUGCCGCUUUGCAAACAGGUGGGAGAGGGGAACUGGAAGGCAGACAGUGCUGCACUGAGCCUCCUGUCCUCUCCUUCACUUAGCAACAGUUUGAGGAAGGAGAAGCAGUGGAAACAGAUACCGGCUUGGCGAAGUGGGCAUCCCCCAUCCCGACCAUCCUUGGCUCCCCAGGUGCCUCAGUGCAAUGAGUUUGAACUCGAGGGAAAAGUCAAUGAGGGUGUGGAAGGAGGUCCACCUGUGAGGUUGCCUAGGGUGAAGCAGUCGACCCUAUGCCUCAAGACUGCCUCCACCCAGAAGGACAGAAGGGUAGUUGUCAUAGGUGACUCCCUGCUGAGGGGAACGGAAGGCCCUAUAUGUUGGCCUGACCCCACCCGUAGGGAGGUGUGCUGCCUCCCUGGGGAACAAGUCAGGGACAUUUCUAGGAAACUUCCUGGACUGAUUCGCCCUUCUGAUUAUUACUCCUUAUUGAUAGUUCAGGCUGAUAGUGACAAAGUUGCUGAGAAAAGCCUGAGGACUAUCAAGAAAGACUUCAGGGGACUGGGGUGGGUAGUUGAUGGAGCGGGCAUGCAGGACAAAACGACACUGGAGACCCUGACUCAGCAACUGGCAGUAAAACAGAGUGAAGACGGGAAGUUUAGCCACGCAAUGAUGGAUUUCAACAUGAGUGGAGAUUCUGAUGGAAGUGCAGGAGUUUCAGAAUCAAGAAUUUAUCGGGAAUCCAGAGGGCGUGGCAGUAAUGAGCCCCAUAUCAAGCGCCCAAUGAAUGCAUUCAUGGUGUGGGCUAAAGAUGAACGGAGGAAGAUCCUUCAAGCCUUCCCUGACAUGCACAACUCCAAUAUCAGCAAGAUACUAGGAUCUCGCUGGAAAGCUAUGACAAACCUAGAGAAGCAGCCAUACUACGAGGAACAGGCACGACUCAGCAAACAGCACCUGGAGAAAUACCCAGACUACAAAUACAAGCCAAGGCCGAAGCGUACCUGCCUUGUAGAUGGCAAAAAACUACGCAUUGGCGAGUACAAGGCUAUCAUGCGCAACAGACGUCAGGAGAUGAGGCAGUAUUUUAAUGUUGGGCAACAAGCACAGAUUCCCAUUGCCACCGCAGGUGUCGUUUACCCAGGAGCCAUCGCCAUGGCAGGAAUGCCUUCCCCACACCUGCCCUCAGAGCACUCAAGUGUGUCCAGCAGCCCCGAGCCCGGGAUGCCCGUCAUCCAGAGCACUUACGGCAUCAAAGGUGAGGAGCCCCAUAUCAAGGAAGAGAUGCAGACCGAUGACGUCAAUGGAGAAAUCUACGAUGAGUAUGAUGAGGAAGAGGAUGACCCCGAUGUGGACUAUGGCAGUGACAGUGAAAAUCACAUUGCGGGGCAAGCCAACUGAUCAGGGUCCAAAUAUCACAUGACCUGCAGGACUUCAAGGAGAAAAGAAAAAAUAAAUAAAGCCCCAUCUGGUUUAUCCUUACCAGUGGCCAAGCACAUUAACUUUCUCAUACACUGACUGUUACUUUAACUGUUAGUCUUAACUAGUUGGGACAUCAGCUGACUAAUAGACAUCAGCCUGCAUCAGAAGAAAAAAGGCUCAGAAGAAAGGAAACAAAGACAACGACAACAACAACAGAAUAAUAUAAGCUAUGGGUAAAAUAAUGCCAGUAAUUCAGCUGCUAUACCCAAGCACUGAAGUCUUACCCGUCGACCUUUUAUUAUUAUUAUUUUUUUUUCAAAUAAACUUUAUGGCUGUUUGUUCUACAAUGUUCUAGAAAUUCUCACUCAGGUACACAGUGCCAACAAGUGGCUUGUGAAUGUGUUUUGUUGUUUUGUGCUACAGUUUAAAGAGAAAUAAU